Molecule: messenger RNA, 1122 nt
Organism: Trypanosoma rangeli
Lineage: Eukaryota; Euglenozoa; Kinetoplastea; Trypanosomatida; Trypanosomatidae
Product: nucleoporin (NUP54/57)
Exons: 1
Coding region: 1-1122 (373 amino acids)
Biological process (GO): nuclear pore organization; protein localization to nuclear inner membrane; NLS-bearing protein import into nucleus
Cellular component (GO): nuclear pore central transport channel; nuclear pore
Molecular function (GO): structural constituent of nuclear pore
Source: RefSeq, a predicted model, not a curated record
AUGUUUGGUGCCCCUGCUGGUGCAUUUGGGACUGCCACCAGCACGGCGACUGGCGGUUUUGGGACUGCCGCCAGCACGGCGACUGGCGGUUUUGGGACUGCCGCCAACACGGCGACUGGCGGUUUUGGGACUGCCGCCAACACGGCGACUGGCGGUUUUGGGACUGCCGCCAACACGGCGACUGGCGGUUUUGGGACUGCCGCCAGCACGGCGACUGGCGGUUUUGGGGUGGCGGGUGCUGGUGGAUUUGGGGUGGCGGCAGAUGCAAAUAAUAAUGAUCCGAUGAGAGCGGCACAGAACCUUCAGGAAUUUGGGGGACAGAGCACCUUGGGGCGUUACCUGCUGGAGCUGGACAACGCAUACAACGCCCUGCACCCCAACUGCCGCUUUCGUGCCUUUCUCUACAACAUGUGUACCCCCGGGCAAUCGACCAUGGCGGUGGAGCGGGAGCGAUUUAUCACUGCUCAGGCAGGCGGCGGUUGCAGGGAGGAGGAACUGCUGCGGGCGCAGGAACGCAACCCGGAUCCGCUUCGCAUGUACCCGACGCCCGUGCACUUCAUGCUGGAGCUGAAGGCGCGGGUGGAGAAGCAGCAGGAGGCCAUUGCAGCCAUGCGGAAGCACGUGGAGGCGCUGAUCUCAAAAGCAGAGCACUUUAGACAGUUGGACGAGGCAAAUGUCGCUCAGUGCCGGGAGCUGAUGCUGGAGCAGGUCAUGCUGCAGCGUCGAUGGUACUCACUUGUGAAGAAAGUGGAGACGCUUCGACGCCUCGGGUUGCCGCUUGGCGAGGAGGGACGCAUCGCAAGCAUUGUCAAGACCCUCAAGCUGCAGCUUGCGGCGCCAGGUGUGUACAAGGCGGCACUAUCAGAGCUGCAACCUUUCCUGGACGCCGAGUCCGCAGCUGUCGCAUCGCUUCUUCGAAGCUGCCCGGGUGAGGAGGAGGCGCGUGAGCCCGCCAUUCCGAAAGAGGGUGGUAUGCUGCAGCGACGCACAGACCCACAGCUUCUAAAGAACUGGACACGUUUUGCGGAGCACAUUCAGGAGGGGGUAGAAGCCCUAGUAGAGCUACUGGAGAAGGACACGGCAGACAUGCGUGCGAUUCGGCACCGGGUGGGCUCAGUAUGA